This is a messenger RNA of Emericellopsis atlantica, 2403 nucleotides long. RefSeq names its product zeta toxin-domain-containing protein. The record is from RefSeq and is a predicted model, not a curated record. Gene Ontology annotation, molecular function: kinase activity; ATP binding. NCBI's taxonomy places the organism in Eukaryota, Fungi, Ascomycota, Sordariomycetes, Hypocreales, Bionectriaceae. The transcript is spliced from 2 exons. The coding region runs from base 1 to 1989 and encodes 662 amino acids.
AUGCCCUAUUCAAAAGCCACCCCAGACCGUCAGUUGCCCAUAGGACUCCUCCCGCCCAGGAAGCUAAAAGAGCCGCUACCACCAUUACUGAGCAAGAUCUUAACACUGCGGGAUGACCAACUCGUCAAGAAUACGUCAAAUUCCGACGCAGCUACAGCUCGCCGCGCAGAGCAGCGAAGUGAAAGGGUGCAAGCCGAGAUGAAGCACCUUCUAAGGAAGGAAGAGGCCCAGGCGCAGUGGACGAUCAAAUUUGACAAGCAGCGCGAAGCCCAAGAAGCAAGCAAUGCUGCUCUCCAAGACAAGAGGCAGAGAAGAAAUGUAGAGGACAGAGCUGGCAUGGGUGAGCUCACCGAGACAAGAGACCAAUUACAGGCCUGGGCGCGCGAAAGGGGUCUGCUACGCAAGGCAAAGUACGAGAGCGACGCAGACUUCAGAGCACGGAUGGAUAAUCUGACAGCGUAUCUUGAGAAGAUGUUCCAGACACACAAGGGGAAGGUCGAAACGGAGAGUUUCAGAUACGUCGAGGGCUUCCCCGUCCGAGACCGAAUGAAAAGGCCGGCGCUUUUCCCAGACAGGCUGACGGGCUCUCUCAGGGUAAAGUGUCUGCAGUGUGAUGUUCGUCAAAUGCGAUGCUCACUUGAGAUGGGCGGCGUGAGAAGCGAAGCUUGCAGCGUCUGCAGGAGGCACGGCGAAGGAGACGAAUGCUGCUUUUGGCAGCAGAACUACAGGAAUCCUGCUGACAGCCGCUUCAGAUUCACGAAGCAGCAGGCAAAUGGAGAUGAAAAAUAUGCGGAUGAAAUAGCGCGCAAAUGGCACAGAGUACGCAACCGCAUCAAACUUGAUGUCGUCAAUGGAGGUUUGCAAGAAUGCUGGACAGCGUCUUUUGCUUUACCCAGGCCACAGCACUGUGGAGUCUGGGAUGAGCAGACGGAUGAUCUUGAGCAUGAAAAAGAGAAAACAGGGGAGGAAGUCGUCGCAUCGUCUCGCUUGGAGGGGCGCCAUACAAUGUCACCUCCUGAUCUUGCCUCAUACCGUCUCGAUGCCUCUGUUGCCCAAGAAAUCUUCACCACCCAGAUACUCCCCGCCGACAUCCUCCCUCAUCCGCCCUCACCAUACCCUACGCGACCACUUGCCCUCUUGACACUAGGACAGACCGGUGCAGGCAAGACACGUCUCGUACCCACACUCCUCUCUGCGCUUCACGCCCAAGGCAGGAAUCCGGUGCAUCUCAUAGCGGACGUAUACAAGAAAUAUCAUCCCGAAUAUGCCGCGCUAGAUCCAAAGAUAGCCUCCGCAGCAACCGGCAGCGACGCCAGGCUAUGGCUGGAAAUGGCGGCUAGUGAAGUGAGCCUGAGGCGUCAAGAUGUCGUGAUUGAGUCGGCAUGUCGACAUCCCUCAGAUUUCACGAGUCUUGUACGGAUCUUUCACAGACAAGGGUACACGAUCAGUGUGGUGGUUCUCGCGACACCGUACGCGUUGAGCCGAUUGGGGAUCCUGGUGAGGUUCUAUGAAAAACUGCCGGAGGCAGCAUCACGGGGGUUGCCGUUGCGCUUGACGCCCGCAAAGAUACAUGAUGAUUCUUACAGAGGCUUUCUGGAGGCCACUGCCUGGCUGGAUGAAGAGAAACUGGUGGACCGAACGAUCCUGGUAAGGAGAGGCCACUUGGUCGCCUUCGUCUCUGAAAGAGACGAGAAUGGCAAGAUCAAGGGAGGAGUGAAGGACGCGCUUGAGCGUGAAAGACAGAGGCCACUGACUCCAGCGGAGGCUGCGGUUGCACGAGCUGGGCUGGACGGACUAGAGAGAAUGCCAGCUGCAGAAGGCCAUCUUGCCGAACUGAAGCAUCUGUUGCUACCGCUGCUCAACACCGACAAUGAGCAGAGUCUGGAGAGCGAUUAUCCAGUUCUGUAUCCACUGGAGUUGCAAGGGGAAGACAACAUCGUGGGCUUGGGAGCCCCUGGCGCAACUGAGAACUCUAGAAAUCAUCAAUAAAUCAAACUGGGCUAGAGAUUUGGCCAUCAAACAAUGCGCAUCUAAACGCCAAUCCAUGCCACUAUCAUCGAUGCGUGCCGUCAUGCCUGGCCAGGUCCUGCUCAACAAGCUGUGCUCGUUUCGUCCUCUGUCCCGUGUGCUGUAUAUCCACAAAGUGCCAUUGCCAUAUAUGCGGGCAGAGUGCCACUUUCAUCCAAGACUAUCAUCAACAAUACAUAUCCCAAACGCCGCAAAUCAAGCCAUGUGACACUCUUGCUUGUUCCUAACACCGGCUCCAUGUGUGGCAAAAUUGCCAAAUUAACAAUUAAGAAACAAUAACAAUGGUAUCAGGAGCACCCGUCAUUCUCACUCGUGAGAGGACGACGGGGCUCAAAUCGGUCUCGGUGAUGCCUCAAGAUGAGGCACACUACGUGG